Messenger RNA from Lagopus leucura (white-tailed ptarmigan), 3527 nucleotides. It is a transcript of the gene QRFPR, whose product is annotated as pyroglutamylated RFamide peptide receptor. The transcript has 6 exons. The coding region runs from base 69 to 1361 and encodes 430 amino acids. The record is from RefSeq and is a predicted model, not a curated record. Gene Ontology annotation, cellular component: membrane. Lineage: Eukaryota; Metazoa; Chordata; Aves; Galliformes; Phasianidae. Gene Ontology annotation, molecular function: neuropeptide Y receptor activity; peptide binding. Gene Ontology annotation, biological process: G protein-coupled receptor signaling pathway.
GUGAUGGCGGGGCGCGACCGGGCGCGCUGAGGAACGAGCCGGACGGAGAGCGAGGGGAGGAGGGCACCAUGCGCUCUCUGAACAUCACCCCGGAGCAGUUCGCGCAGCUCCUGCGGGACAACAACGUGACGCGUGAGCAGUUCAUCGCCCUGUACGGGCUGCAGCCGCUGGUGUACGUCCCGGAGCUGCCGGGCCGCACCAAGGUGGCCUUCGUCCUUAUCUGCGCGCUCAUCUUCGCCCUGGCGCUUUUCGGCAACUGCUUGGUGCUCUACGUGGUGACCCGCAGCAGGGCCAUGAGGACCGUCACCAACAUCUUCAUCUGCUCCCUGGCGCUCAGCGACCUCCUCAUCGCCUUCUUCUGCGUCCCCUUCACCAUGCUGCAGAACAUCUCCUCCGAGUGGCUGGGCGGUGCCUUCGCUUGCAAGAUGGUACCAUUUGUUCAAUCCACUGCCAUUGUAACUGAGAUUCUUACAAUGACCUGCAUCGCUGUGGAAAGACACCAGGGAAUUGUGCAUCCACUAAAAAUGAAAUGGCAGUACACCAAUAAAAGGGCUUUCACGAUGCUUGGCAUAGUCUGGUUGCUGGCUGUUAUUGUUGGGUCACCUAUGUGGCAUGUGCAACGGCUUGAGGUUAAAUAUGACUUCCUGUAUGAAAAAGUGCACAUCUGUUGCUUGGAAGAAUGGGCCAGUCCAACUUAUCAGAAGAUAUAUACCACUUUUAUACUUGUUAUACUCUUUCUUUUUCCAUUGAUAUUGAUGCUUUUCUUGUACACUAAAAUUGGUUAUGAACUCUGGAUUAAGAAACGAGUGGGAGAUGCUUCAGUUCUUCAAACCAUUCAUGGGAGUGAAAUGUCUAAAAUAUCGAGGAAGAAGAAGCGAGCAAUUGUUAUGAUGGUGACAGUGGUGUUUCUCUUUGCAGUCUGUUGGGCCCCUUUCCACAUUAUUCACAUGAUGAUGGAAUACAGUAACUUUGAACAGCAGUAUGACGAUGUGACAAUCAAAAUGAUCUUUGCAAUCGUUCAAAUCGUGGGAUUCUUCAAUUCUAUUUGCAACCCUAUUGUGUAUGCUUUCAUGAACGAGAACUUCAAGAAAAAUUUUCUAUCUGCCAUUUGCUUCUGCAUUGUCAAAGAAAAUGCAUCACCAACAAGGCAAGUUGGGAACUCAGGGAUUACUAUGAGACGGCAAAAGGCAAGUGAUUCUCAGAGAGUUCCCACUGACUCGGAUGAGGCUAGGAGAGAGGCAUUCAGUGAUGGCAACAUUGAAGUGAAGUUCUGUGAUCAACCGUCUUCAAAAAGAAAUUUGAAAAGGCACCUCACUUUAUUCAGCUCUGAGCUUCCUGUGCAUUCUGCAAGCGUACAGUAGCAUCACAAAGGCUUUGAGAAUGGAAUAAAAUAUUCUCUUUAUGAAACAUUGAACAAGCCAUUUAAAAUAGUUUUCUAAUUUGAAUGCUGAAAAUGAAAGGGGGAAAAUAUUUUGAUUAUAGUAAUGUUGGAAUAGUAGUUCAGAAAAUGUAAUAUAUUUUAUAAGGAUGGAGAAUAAAACUUUGGAAAAAUGUUACUGUGUGAUUUCAAGGAAAAUAUUUUUCUUUCUAAGCUAAUUUAGGGCUUGCCUUGCUCUUUGCUUUAAGUAGAACAAAAACCAAUUGCUUGCCAGUUUAUUCUGUCCAGAUGUUGGCACACUGCUGGACUAUAUUCAGGUGAAUGCCAGAAGAGAAGCACUAUGGAGAGUGUGCACACUUCCUUUGGACAGCUUGGGAAGCUCACAUGGGUCUAACAUUGCCUGCAUGAUCUACUGUCUGUGUAGCUCUGAGGACCGAGAGACUUCAGAUCUGAGUUCAGAGAAAAUGUAGACUGAGAUGAAAUUCGGUUUGCAGAGACAGAGAGAGACAGACAGAGACAGAGAGAGAGAGAGAAUCAGCAAUAAUUUGGUUGUGAUGAGAUUUAGAUGCAUUUGUGUGUGAAUGUUAUUAACAGGAAACAUAUUAGAAAUUAACAAUGCAUGCAUAACUAAUGUGCUGUUUUUACAGGUUAUUUAGUGGGUACAAAAUUAAAUGCCAGUGUACUGCCCUGUAAAAUGCAUUAUUCCUGCUGAAAAAUGUGGAACUUUAAAGUGCCGUACAAAUCAAGGGUCUACAGAAGAGUGAUCUGUAGAUAAACUCAGUGUUUACUCUUAGUCAUGCUUUGACAAAUAGCUUAUGGGUUGGAAUUGUUGCCACUUCCUGGAGGUACAUAAGGGCCAGUCCCAGAACUUGUUGGACUCUAGAUAAGACUUUCAGUUGAGUAUUAUUGUCUUUUGACUAGAUGCUUAGCUGAAGAUUUGCACGAACUGUGUCCAUCUUCUAAGUGUGCUAAUCACUGUGGAAGAACAGGGCUGGUAUUACAGAAUUGAAAUCCAUAUAAAUUAUUAAACAAAAACAAAGGAAAAGCAACAACAACCCUCCCCCCCAAAACAAACAAACCAAAACAAGAACAACAAAAAGCAAAAACAAAAAAACCCCACCAAGCUUGCUAUCACUGGGUCAAAGCUGAGAGACUGGAAAAUCAAAGGUUUCUUGUGAACAUGGGAAUGGAGAAAGAGUGUGAUCUAGUAUGGUAUACUGUGAUCUGAUCCCAUAAAUGAUGCUUUGAAAUAUAUAAUUUGCAGCUCCAGAUGAGAUUAGGCUGGAUCCUUUAAUAGCCUGUGAGAUAUGGGUGCUUUUUUUGUUAUCUUUCACUUUCUAUAAUAGACCUUGGUGUUCCCUUGAUGGUGACCUUUAAGUUUCUUCGAUAUUGCUGCUUAUGUUUUGUUGUCAAAUAAGAUUUAAAUUAUUCAUGAAUAAAUUGGAACUAAACUGAUACUUACCUAAUAUUUACAAAUACUUGGAUAAUUUAUUCUGAUGCUGGUUUAUGAUGUACUCAUUAUUUAAUUUUCUAUUUAUUAUUAUUUUUACUGUAUAUGACAUAAUUUAUUAUACUUAUAGAGGAAGAUUCCCAGCUUGACCUGGCAGCCAGGAAUUAAGAGCACUCUUAGUCAAUCUAGUUUAUGUAUUAGAUAAAACGCUGAUUUCAGAGAGCUAUGUCUGGCUAAAACAGAAUGAGUGAAGUCAGUUACUGUUUUAGUCAUACAAAGGUGCCCUUUUGCAUUACCUUUGAAUAAUGCUGGCAAACAGCUGCAGCAGUUUUUGCCUGCGAUUGCAGCUGUGAUUGCCUUUGCUUUUCUGUCUUAGUUUGUCUUUCUGGAAACAGGUCUGUAGUUAAGUUCCCUGCCCUGAAGAAAAGGGCCUCAGAAAGGUCAAUUAUGACAGCUUUCCUCAGAUGACACAGUUUAUCCGGCUGAUGUAACCAUAUGGCUUGACAGAUCUGUAAAAAGCACUUUAUUUUAAGCUUUUUUGUACUGCUAAUUUUAGUAACAUACUUCAGCAAAGGUGAUAGCUUUUUAAAAAAGCUUCCAAACGUUGUAUGUGUUUUUGUCUUACCUGCUUGUUGUCUCAUAAAAGUUAUGUCCACAAGUGACUGUAUUAACUUUUUUCAUUAAAAUUGCAUUUUGACA